AUGGACUCGACCGUUGUGGGGCCUCUCUUUCCUCGGUCCAAACGCGAUACCAAAAGUUAUGGCAAUGCCCCUGGCUGGAGCAAUGUGCGCAGCAUGAGCCAGAGCUACCAUGAUCCAUACGAAUACUCGCCUGUUCCGCCGAUGCCACCCACGCCGCUAUCUCUGGCUCGACCCACCUCUUCAAGCUUGAUCAUGCCUCCACGGAAUGUCGAUCCUGGUUUGUCCAGUACAAGCUCAGCGUCCGACGGUGAAAAUCAAGCUAGACAUGCUCCUGGUCCUGGCAAGGCCAAGCCGACGCAGAAGAGGAUUCGACCCAGCACAGAACAUCGUCGGGAGCAGUGCCAUCUCAAUCAGGCCCGAUACCGGGACAGACAGCGUAAGCGCAGCGUCUACAACGUCAUUGUCGAGUACUUCCACCUCUUUCGCCACGGCGUCGACGUCUCCCGUGGUUGCCUCCAAAGUGACGCAACGCAGCGGCAACAAGUUUUCUUGCGCUACUCGAUGGCACCGAACGACCUGGGAUUUCGUCUAGAUCACAUGAGCGAGUUGUCAAAGGGCCUCAUCGUUGUGUCGGCGUCGAUCAGGGUGACCAUCACGAAGGAGACACUGAACCAAGUGUUUCCGCGCCUUUCGGGGGGCCGUCACGGCAGCCGAACCGGUGAGCAACAAGACUUCAAGGCCGUGAGUCUGGGCGUGAAGCUGCUGCUGCUCCCGUCGACUCUUUAUUUUGAGUGGGAUCGCGUAACUAUGCAGGUCGUGCGCUUGGAGAUGGCGGUGGACUUCUUGACACCACUUCGUCGGGAGUUUGGGAACCUGGAAGAUGCGUCGUUCGUGCUAGAUGGGGCAAACAUUGCACCCGACAGCGCUAUCAGAUACUCGUGUAAGUGUCUGAUGGACCAGGGAAGUGGUAGAAUGCUGUACAUGUACCUACGUACCCAGUUGAUAGGAACGAUGGCGAAGUUUUAA
Phytophthora sojae is the source of this 966-nucleotide messenger RNA. RefSeq lists its product as hypothetical. Lineage: Eukaryota; Oomycota; Peronosporomycetes; Peronosporales; Peronosporaceae. The transcript has 3 exons. The record is from RefSeq and is a predicted model, not a curated record. Bases 1 to 966 code for a protein of 321 amino acids.